Chanos chanos (milkfish) is the source of this 2245-nucleotide messenger RNA. RefSeq names its product triokinase/FMN cyclase (gene tkfc). Gene Ontology annotation, biological process: glycerol catabolic process. Bases 37 to 1776 code for a protein of 579 amino acids. The record is from RefSeq and is a predicted model, not a curated record. The transcript has 16 exons. NCBI's taxonomy places the organism in Eukaryota, Metazoa, Chordata, Actinopteri, Gonorynchiformes, Chanidae. Gene Ontology annotation, molecular function: ATP binding; glycerone kinase activity. Gene Ontology annotation, cellular component: cytosol.
UCAACGGGAGGCGUGGAGGAAACGGACAGAGAAAGCAUGGAGGUGCAGAAAAAAUUGCUGAACUCAGUGGACCGGUGUGUGGAUGAGGCUUUGGAAGGCAUUGUCAGUAGCAAUGCAGGACUAAUUCUUUUAAAAGGGCACAGGGUCAUACUACGCUCUGAUUUGGCCAACCUGAAAGGAAAGGUCGCUUUACUCUCAGGGGGCGGGUCCGGCCACGAGCCUGCGCAUGCAGGGUACAUUGGGGUGGGAAUGUUAUCAGGGGCAGUAGCAGGGGCAGUGUUUGCUUCUCCUCCUCCAGGCAGUAUCCUGGCAGCCAUCCUCACAUUGUGGCGGGAGGGAGGUGCAGCAGGGGUGCUGCUCCUGGUGAAGAACUACACGGGCGACAGGCUAAACUUUGGCCUGGCUGCCGAACAGGCGCGUGCCCAGGGCAUCCCCGUCGACAUGGUGAUCGUCGGUGACGACUGUGCUUUUGCCAAGCCCAGUAAGGCUGGUAGAAGAGGCCUGUGCGGAACUGUGUUCGUUCAUAAGCUGGCUGGGGCGUUGGCAGAGGAAGGCUGCCCAUUGGAUGUUAUUGUUUCCCGGGUAACAGAGGCAAAGAAAUGCAUAGGUACAUUAGGAGUAAGUCUGUCUCCAUGUAGUGUGCCUGGAUGCCAGCCCUCAUUUCAGCUGCCCGCAGGAGAGAUGGAGCUAGGCCUGGGAAUCCAUGGUGAGCCAGGUAUUAAGAGGUCAAAGAUGGCCUCAGCUGAUGAGGUAGUGAGGACAAUGAUCAGUCACAUGACUGACACCUCCAGCCAAUCACAUCUGCCUUUAAAAUCAGGUGACAGUGUGGUAUUGUGCGUGAAUAAUCUCGGUGCUCUGUCAUGUCUGGAGAUGGCUGUAGUGACCAGAGCAGCAGUCAGAUGUCUGGGUGAGCGUGGGGUGUUGGUUGCCAGGGCGAUGUCGGGCUCCUUUAUGACAUCGCUGGAGAUGGCCGGCGUCUCUCUGUCCCUUAUGAAAGUGGAUCAGGAGACCCUAAGGCUUUUCGAUGCUAAAACCACAGCGCCUGCAUGGCCUAACCUCAGUAGUGCAUGUGUGAGUGGUAGAGAAUUGACUCUGGAACCCACAGCUAGAGCAGAGGCCACUGAAGCGCUUAAACAAGGUCCCCUGAGCGAUGUGAUGCGGAAGGUUCUAGAGUCUGUGUGUAAAACACUCCUUCAACGACAAGAGGAACUAAACGCCCUGGACCGAGCGGCUGGGGAUGGAGAUUGUGGGAACACACAUGCUCUUGCUGUUCAGGCCAUUCAGGAGUGGCUCCAAGGUCAUGUGGUGCCAGGUUGCCCUGGGCAACUGCUGUCUAUCUUGGCUGGAUUGGUGGAGGAGCGAAUGGGCGGGUCUUCGGGAGCUUUGUACAGUCUCUUCCUGACUGCAGCCGCCCCUCACUUAAAAGGAAAAAGUGAUCCUGCCACUUGGGCCAAAGCAAUGCAUGCUGGGACUGAAGCGAUGAAGAGGUAUGGAGGUGCUGAACCAGGAGACAGAACUAUGCUGGAUGCUUUGUGUCCUGCAGUGGAUGAAUUGAUGAAGUUGUCUUCAGCGCCACCCGGAGGUCAUAUGGCUGUACUACAGGCUGCUUUGAAGAAAGCAGAGCAAGGGGCGGAGUCCACGCGUGACCUCACCGCGAGGGCGGGAAGAGCUAGUUACAUCGCGGCUGAGCGCGUGACCCUGCCUGACCCCGGCGCUGUGGCGAUAGCAGCCAUCUUCAAGGCGGCAUUUGAGGCUUUGGAAAAAAGCAGCCAAUGAAAUUCAACCACAUUAUGACACGGGAUAGCUCACUGUACAUCAUACAGUAUUUGGAUUUGAAUUAAUACUGCAAACAAAUGGAUCAUAGAAUGCUACACUGUAGAUGUAACACUAGCCGAGUAAUAAAUGAAUUUUAUAAUUGUCAGAUUGGCCUACACAGCAGUGCUAAGCACUAAAUUCAUGUUUCAGUGAAGAGUGAAUCCUAAAACUGCUUGGGAAGCAACCACUCUGUAAUAGUAUCUGGGGUUUUUUAACCGACAGAAUUUCUGCUAUCUCUGCUAGAGAUACUAAAAAUUAUUUUUGCUUAUUACUUGUUUUUUUCGAUUGCUUAUGCCAGGAAGGGAAAUUGAGAUGUAAUUAGGAAAAAUGAUGUGCUUACUGAAAUAAUUUUAUACUAAUGCACUUUAAAUAUUUCAUCGUCAGAGAAAACCUGUGAUUCUGAAGCUAAUAAAUUCGUUUUUGCUAACUA